UGUCGAAAACAGACAGAGAUAGAGAGAGGCAUCAUCGUAUACAUGCGCACAGUGCUUGCUAGAAUCACCAGAGAUAUGUUCACUUCUUCACAUACAUCUCUCGUCAGGUCAACACUGGAAAACUGUAUCCAGGCCGCAAGCAGUCCUUGUCUUCACGAGGACUCACACACACAUUCAAGAAGCCGUUCAAAGGAGGCCGAUACGUAUGAUUAUUAGCAGUAUGACCAACUUAUCAUAUGACAAAAGACUACACACUUUGAAUCUUUUCUCUCUCUCACCGUGUCACAAUACUGGCAGAGAGCUUAUGAUAGUCUUCAGAAUUUCCAAUAAUCACUACGCACCCGGUCUGUCCUCUCUUCUCUCUUCUACCAGACCACGUCAGAACACCUCACAAAAAAUACUAAUUGAGUUCAAAGUCGUGUCAGCACCCUCAAUUCAUUUAUUCAAGAAACCACAGAAAUUCACUACAAAACGGUUAACAUGGGCUUCAAUUCAAGCCUUCUAUCCUAUCCUAUCCUCAGUCAAUAAAUCGGAAUCGGAACUAAUCACUUGCACGCUUUCUGUGCAGCUAUCCAGAAACACACAGCACGAAAUUAGCAAUCUCUACCAUAUGAGUUUUCAACUUGAAUAACUAUACAUAUACAUACAUACACGAGUUGAAAUGCUCUGAGAAAACGUGAAAAUACGAACAAAGAUUACCACAAC
Messenger RNA from Trichobilharzia regenti, 705 nucleotides. The record is from the annotation of a GenBank genome assembly. NCBI's taxonomy places the organism in Eukaryota, Metazoa, Platyhelminthes, Trematoda, Strigeidida, Schistosomatidae.